UUCUCCUAUGCAAUGGAGCAACCUACACCAUGCAACGCCUCCGCCGCCGCCGUGACAGAUAAAGGCCGCACGCGCCACCCUGUCUACCGCGGCGUGCGGAAGCGCCGCUGGGGGAAAUGGGUCUCCGAAAUUCGAGAACCCAAAAAAAAGACGAGAAUAUGGCUUGGCUCUUUCCCCGCGCCGGAAAUGGCGGCGAGGGCAUACGACGUCGCCGCCUAUUGUUUGAAGGGCCACAAAGCGCAGCUCAAUUUCCCGGAAAGCAUCCAUCUUCUGCCGAGCCCCUCCUCCUCCGCCGCUAGAGAUAUACAGGCCGCUGCGGCUCUGGCGGCCAAUAUUGUCGCGGAGAAAGUCGGCUCUGCCGAGGACGAUUUUUGGGCGGAGAUAGAGCUGCCGGAGUUGAUGAGUGAUCAUGAAUAUUCAUCGCCGGAGGUAUGGCGUUGGAGUUCUAAUUCUGGAGACUUGAACUUCUAUGGUGAUGCCAUGUCUAUGGAUAGUCAUGAUUGGAUUACUUAAUUAAUUAUCUUAAUUUUGUUUUAGGAGUA
Salvia splendens (bonfire salvia) is the source of this 542-nucleotide messenger RNA. RefSeq names its product ethylene-responsive transcription factor ERF023. Gene Ontology annotation, molecular function: DNA-binding transcription factor activity; DNA binding. Bases 13 to 513 code for a protein of 166 amino acids. Gene Ontology annotation, biological process: regulation of DNA-templated transcription. NCBI's taxonomy places the organism in Eukaryota, Viridiplantae, Streptophyta, Magnoliopsida, Lamiales, Lamiaceae. The transcript has a single exon. The record is from RefSeq and is a predicted model, not a curated record.